Messenger RNA from Culicoides brevitarsis, 956 nucleotides. Its product is annotated as distal membrane-arm assembly complex protein 2. The record is from RefSeq and is a predicted model, not a curated record. Lineage: Eukaryota; Metazoa; Arthropoda; Insecta; Diptera; Ceratopogonidae. The coding region runs from base 24 to 956 and encodes 310 amino acids. The transcript is spliced from 2 exons.
UAACACAAAAUUUUUCAAUAAAAAUGCUUACAAAUUCCCGAAUUUUGUCUUCACAAAAACUAUGGAGCACUUUUUGUCGCUCAUUCGGGUCACAACAAGGGAAACCCCGAGAAACUCUCAAAAAAGAUGAAGUUUUUGAACUCGAUGUCAAACCAACAAAAGGCGAAAAAGAAUCAUGGGACGGCGCCAAUGUAAAAGAAGAGGUAAAAGUUCUCACGCCUCGCGAACGCAAAAUGGAAGAAGACAGAAAAAGACUCAAAUGGGCCAAACUUCCCGAUGAAAAAAACCUUUUUCGCUCGAAAUUUGCCUCCUUUAAUAAGAACGAAAACGACAUGGGAUGGCUGACAUUCGUCUCGCAACCAUGGGACUUUAGCAUAUCCGGCAUCAGAAAAGCCAUAAACGAUUGGGCGAUACAACGUGAUAAAUAUUUGCAACAAUAUCUGCCGAAACGUGUCGAAGUUCUGGGUCCUGAUUUAGCUGUAGCUCAUUUUUUGUGCACUCGACGAGGCAAAGUUCGUUUCGCAGGCGACACAGAAUGGAUAACGUCGGAAACACUCAAAGAUAUCCCGAAUGUAUUCGAUCCGAAAUACCAUUUGGAGGAAAUUGACACGCAGGAUUGCUUCCUGUACUACGAGGGAAUUCAAAAUUUUCGUGAUUUGGAAUAUUGCAAAAAAAUCUCGAUACGAAAUUCGCCACAUUUUGAUGAUUGGUGCAUGGAUAGCAUCAGCGGAGCAAAUUUGCCGGCAUUAGAAGAGUUGGAUUUGCGAGGAUGUACGAAGCUCACGUUCCGGAGUCUGGCAUGCAUUUAUCGCUUGGAAAAGUUGAAAAAGUUACUUUUGACGAUAAAUAGCAACAUUGAGUGGAAAUUGACGAUGGCGAUGUUGGAAGAAGCGAAUCCCAACCUCGAAAUAGUUGUUGAAGAAGUCGAAAACAAAGUCCUUGAAGAUAAAAAGUAG